Molecule: messenger RNA, 2833 nt
Organism: Mobula hypostoma (lesser devil ray)
Lineage: Eukaryota; Metazoa; Chordata; Chondrichthyes; Myliobatiformes; Myliobatidae
Gene: maoa
Product: monoamine oxidase
Exons: 15
Coding region: 508-2076 (522 amino acids)
Cellular component (GO): mitochondrion
Molecular function (GO): primary methylamine oxidase activity; flavin adenine dinucleotide binding
Source: RefSeq, a predicted model, not a curated record
UCAGGCACCUGGUACCUUUAAGUGACCGUCGAUAUUUGUAUGCAUUUAAACCGUUGAAGAAAGAAAGGGGGAAAUAACCAAACUGCUGGACAAACUCCAGCAUCUGGAGUUUUUCUUGUGGAAACCGAUGAACGUGUACGGGGCGUCGUGAAACACUGCCAACAUUACGGGGAAUUUGAGAGCAUCAAAGUUCAGGGUCUGAAAUGAUAACAGAGAAAAAAAAUGCCCGAGUGCUGAGUACAGCGGGGGCUGCGGAAUGAUUUGGAAACAAAUUCUGCAUUUUGAGCACGUCUCCGACAGGCAUCCGGUACAGGGACAGAGAGCCGCACAAUCAAAACCGGCGUGAGGGAGGCCAAUAACAGAAGAGUAGUGGUUGAAGGUGGAACUGCACGCUGAGGUCGGAGUGACGAUCCCGGGGCGGAGCUGCACGAAGGGACCUUUCAAAGCUCAGCGCCGGGCACUUCCCCUGAUCGCCGCCGCUCAGCUGGGCACCGCCGAGGAAGCAACAUGUCAAGCAGCAAAUGUGAUGUGAUUGUCAUUGGUGGCGGCAUCUCAGGUCUUUCAGCAGCCAAGUUGCUGACAGAAUCUGGGCAGAAAGUGGUGGUACUGGAGGCCCGCGACAGGGUUGGAGGGCGGACUUUCACAACCAGAAAUAAAAAUGUAAACUAUGUGGACCUAGGUGGAGCUUAUGUGGGUCCAACUCAAAAUCGAAUCCUACGUCUGUCAAAAGAAAUGGGCCUGGAAACCUAUAAAGUGAACGAGGUUGAGCGGUUAGUUCACUAUGUGAAGGGAAAAUCCUAUCCUUUCACGGGUCCAUUCCCACCUAUGUGGAAUCCAUUUUCCUACAUGGAUUACAACAAUCUUUGGAGAACCCUGGAUAACAUGGGGAAGGAGAUUCCAGUCGAGGCACCCUGGAAAGCACCCCAGGCGGAACAGUGGGACAAAAUAACAAUGCAACAGUUGAUCGAUAAACUUUGCUGGACUAAGGUUGCCAAGCACUUUGCUACACUCUUUGUGAACGUGAAUGUCACCUCUGAACCACAUGAAGUCUCUGCUCUCUGGUUCCUGUGGUAUGUCAAACAGUGCGGUGGGACAACACGUAUAUUUUCAACAACCAAUGGGGGGCAGGAGCGAAAAUUUGUUGGUGGAUCUGGACAGAUCUGUGAAAGAUUAAUGAACUGCCUUGGAGACUCUGUAAAGCUGGAGAAGCCUGUGAUCCAGAUUAAUCAAACGCAAGACAAAGUGGUUGUGGAGACUCUUGAUCAUGACUUAUUUGAGGCAAAAUAUAUCGUCUGUGCCAUUCCACCAGCCCUCAGUCUGAAGAUUCAUUAUGAACCACCCCUUCCGCCUAUGCGAAACCAGCUUAUCCAACGUGUUCCCAUGGGAUGUGUGAUCAAAUGCAUGGUAUACUACAAAGAUAACUUCUGGAGGAAGAAAAACUACUGUGGAAGCAUGAUCAUUCAAGAUGAGGAAUCUCCUAUUGGCCUUACACUGGAUGACAGCAAACCAGACGGCUCAUUUCCUGCUAUCAUUGGGUUCAUCCUCGCUCGUAAAGCCCGGCAUCUGGUAAAUCUCACAAAGGAAGAGAGGCUGAAAAAGAUCUGUGAGAUUUAUGCCAAGGUUCUUGAAUCUAAGGAGGCAUUACAUCCUGUCCAUUAUGAAGAGAAGAACUGGUGUGAAGAGCAGUAUUCAGGUGGAUGUUACACUGCAUACUUCCCUCCAGGAAUUAUGACGCAGUACGGCAAGAUCCUGAGAGAGCCAUUUCAGAAGAUCUACUUUGCUGGCACGGAGACGGCCACUGAAUGGAGUGGGUACAUGGAAGGUGCAGUGCAGGCAGGGGAAAGAGCGGCCAGAGAGAUCUUGCAUGAGAUGGGAAAAAUUUCAGUAAAUGAGAUCUGGCAACCCGAACCUGCUUCUUUGGAUGUUCCUGCAUUGCCAAUCAAGUCAACGUUCUGGGAGAGGAACUUGCCUUCGGUUACAGGAUGCAUCAGGCUUUUUGGAUGGUCGACAUUCCUCACUUCUGCAGCUGCUGUAGGGCUUUUAGUGUAUAAAAAGGGACUCCUGACAAGAAAUUAACUUGGAGAUUGACGGAUCACUUAUGGUUCACUUUCACUGUUAACAUCCUAUCAGCUGUGCUAAUCAUCUAAAAUAUCCCUGUUGUACUGAUCUAAUACAAUGAUUUAGUUUUCCAUUAAGAAAACUGCAGAUGAAUCCUUAUUGUUUGUGCACUUUCCGUAAGUUUUACAUUAGCGUACUGGGAUAUAUUAGGGGUUAACAGAACAAUAUUGAUAAUGAAAAUCACAGAUCAUGCAUAUACUGUUUAUCUUUUGAUAUCACUUAAUUUUACUUUAAUAUGUUAAAGUAAAUUUUAGAUUUUAGAAGAAGUCUGUAUCUUUACUGGAAUGUAAUUCCUUAAUUACAUGCUUAGUUAAUAUUUUCAUUGUUUUAAUUUUGCCUCCAAUUCUGUUUACAGUCACUUGGUCUUAUCAGAGAAGUGGUUUCAGUAUUCACUGAUUCAGAGACUUAAAGAUACCAACAAUUCUCUUAUUAUCCAACUAUAUUAGACAGUGAUGACUUCUUAAAUUCUUAAAUUAUAUUUAAUGCCUCUGAAAUAUGUAGACAGAUAUCUAACUUGCAGCUUAAAAGUAGAAAUUAAUUUAGUGGGAUAUAUUGCACAGGAAUUGUGUUCUUUCAACUUGAAUUCUCUAUUUCGUCUGUGAAAAUUUGAUCAGCACAGUCAAUGGGCAGCUCAGGCAUCACUUCGAUUCACAAGUUUAAGGGAUUUGCAUAAAAAUAAUGGUUCAUAUUUUGUGUUAAUGGCAUAGAUUUGCAU